AUGGAGGUGUCUAGGGUCAAAGAGGAGGGAGCGAUAUGCUGGGAUUUGGCAGGCUUGGUGGGGAUGGCUCGGGAGUACGGCGAGUCCUUGGACGCCUUGAUCCUGCUGUUGAGAGCCCCGGAGUUGGAGAUCUCGCUCGGGAUCUGGUCGUACAGAAACUUGGGCAGCCGGUCCGGGUCUUUGGACAUGAUCAACAAGACAGGAAUUUCUAGCGAAUUUGUUUGA
Molecule: messenger RNA, 225 nt
Organism: Ogataea philodendri
Lineage: Eukaryota; Fungi; Ascomycota; Pichiomycetes; Pichiales; Pichiaceae
Exons: 1
Coding region: 1-225 (74 amino acids)
Source: RefSeq, a predicted model, not a curated record